Molecule: messenger RNA, 5213 nt
Organism: Myodes glareolus (Bank vole)
Lineage: Eukaryota; Metazoa; Chordata; Mammalia; Rodentia; Cricetidae
Gene: Trim58
Product: tripartite motif containing 58
Molecular function (GO): protein binding; zinc ion binding
Source: RefSeq, a predicted model, not a curated record
CCCAAAGGCUUGCACCCCUCCUUGUGGGUUUUCUUCCUUCUGUGCAGACCGCUAGGGCAGCAGGAGCUGCUGCCACUGGCCAGGGCUAUGGCCACUGCACCCGGGGAGCGACUGCGGGAGGAGGCUCGGUGUUCCGUGUGCCUGGACUUUCUGCAGGAGCCCAUAAGUGUGGAUUGUGGCCACAGCUUCUGCCUGCGGUGCAUCUCCGAGUUUUGCGAGAAGUCGGACAGCGCUCAGGGCGGCGUCUAUGCCUGUCCCCAGUGCAGGAGUCCCUUCAGGCCCGCCAGCUUUAGGCCCAAUCGGCAGCUGGCCAGUCUGGUGGACAGCGUGCGGCAACUGGGAUUGGGUACAGGACACCCAGGGACGCGCCAGUGCGCGAGGCACGGCGAGGACCUGAGCCGCUUCUGCGAGGAGGACCAUUCGUUGCUGUGCUGGGUCUGUGACACUAGCCCUGAGCACCAGAGCCACCGCACUGAACCGCUGCAGGAGGCUGCCAGCCGCUACCAGAGGAUGCUCCGAGCGGCUUUGGAACUUGUGAGGAAGGACAUGGAGGAGGCUCUGAUGCAGGAGACCAACGUGGGGAAGAAGACUGUCAUUUGGAAGGAGAAAGUGGAGAUGCAGAGACAGCGUUUCAGGCUGGAGUUUGAGAAACACCGGGGGUUUCUGGCCCAGGAGGAGCAGCUGCAACUGAGGCGGCUAGAAGAGGAAGAGCGAGCGACCCUGCAGAGACUGCGGGACAGCAGGAACAGGCUGAUCCAGCAGAACAAGGCCCUGAAGGAACUGGCUGAAGAGCUGGAGGAGAGGAGCCAGAGGCCAGCCCUGGGGCUGCUGGAGGGAGUGAGAGGAGUCUUGACCAGAAGCAAAGCUGUCACACGGUUGGAACCAGAGGCGGUCCCCUUGGAGCUGAAGACAGUGUGUCGCAUCCCUGGGAUGAGGGAGAUGCUGAAGAAAUUCCAAGUGGACGUGAAGCUGGAUCCCGCCACUGCCCACCCAAGCCUGCUCUUGACAGCCGACCUGCGCAGUGUGCAGGAUGCGGAGGUCUGGAGGGAUGUCCCAAACAAUCCUGAGCGCUUUGACACCUGGCCCUGCAUCCUGGGCCUGCAGGGCUUCUCCUCUGGGAGGCACUACUGGGAAGUCAUCGUAGGAGAAGGAGCAGAGUGGGGCCUGGGGGUUUGCCAAGACUCAGUGCCGAGAAAGGGGGAAACCACACCAUCUCCAGAGAACGGCUUCUGGGCCAUGUGGCUGCUGAGGGGAAGCGAGUACAUGGUCCUGUCCUCUCCCUCGGUGCCUACCCUACAAGAUGAGCGACCUCGCCGCAUUGGUAUCUUUCUGGACUACGAAGCAGGUGAAGUCUCCUUCUACAACAUCACGAAUGGGUCUUACAUCUACACGUUCAGCCAUCUCUUCUCCGGCAUUCUCAGGCCCUACUUUUUUGUCUGUGACGCGACUCCUCUUAUCUUGCCACCCAUGACAGAAGCAGGGCCUGGAAACUGGACCCCCAGAGGUCUCCUUGAUCUUGCUGCUACUGUUAGAAGCGAGGACUGCUAAAACCACCCAGACGUGCUGUGCUUCACAGGGGCCAUGGGUGGAUGACCAUCAUGGUUGUGCUCUGCUUCAACAAACCACAGCCGCGACAGCUCUGCAGGUUCUGUGGAAAUUCUCCUGUGGGGACUAGGGAGUGGAUCCAAAGUGGUUCACACACUGAGGAACGAAUGUGGAGCAAAUGGCAGAGAUGGCAGCAGGCUCAUCAAACUCCCUUACCAGAUGUCUCGUUCUUCCUUGGUACAUGCUCACAGUAAUAAGCUAGAAUUAAAUGUAUUGUCCUUUCAGCCUCAACAUUUCCUGUAAUGGGAUUUAGGAGGAUCAGUUCUACUCGUUUCUGUUCAUUUUGUUUGUGAGACGCAGUCUUGCUGUAUAGCCUAGGCUGUCCCCAAACUCUUGCCUCAGUGUCCUGGGAGCAGGUGUGUGCCACAAUGCUUUGCUGAGAAACAAGAUGACUUCAAAAUAAUCUGAUAUUAUUCUAGUGAGACCCACAUUCUGAAUCUUUUUAAAUUUUCCUUUCUUGAUUUCAUUCUCUAGCUUUCUUUUGCUUUAUGUCUCAUCCUACUUAGUCUUAAAGUUCCUUCUAGGUGAAUAUAUUCGGAGUCUUUCCUUUAUACACUUGCAUUUCCUAGCACUACAGACAAUUACUUUCUAUCUUUUCUGUUUAAAGUUUUUUUCAUGUGUAUAUGUCUGUGCAUGUGUAUGCUACAUUAAUGCAAGUGCUGGCCGCAGCCAGAAGAGGGCAUCAGAUUCCUGCAGCUGGAAUUACAGGCAGAUGUGGACUGCCCAACAUGGAUGCUGGGAACUGGGAAUGGGACUCCAGUUCUCUGGAGCAGCGAACAGUUUUAACCACUGAGUCAUCUUUCCAGUCCCUGUCUCCUGUAUUUUAGAACCAGUUAUCAAUUAUUUUGAAGCUCAUUACUCUAAAUCCGACAUCACUGAUUCCUAGAUCUUCUCAUUUUGUCUUUUGAUUCAUUGCUUAUUUUAAAAUAUUUUAAAUGUUUUUUAAAAAGAUUUACUUAUUUUAUGUGUAUGGGUGUUGUUCCUACAAAUGCUUGUGCACUGUGUGUGUGCAGUGCUCAAGGAGGUCAGAAGAGGGAGUCAGAUCUUCUUGAGUUGGAGUUAUAAACAAUGAUAAGACCUCAUGUGGCUUCUGGGAACCAACCCUGGUCCUCUGUAAGAGUAACAAGUGCUCCUAACAAGUGCUUAGCCCAUGGAAUAAUGCUUUUUAAAGGAAGCCUGUGCUCUAGCAUUGGUGGUGGUGCAUGCCUGUCAUGUGGGCCCCAUAGCAAGAUCCUACCUCAAAGUCAGAGAAUGUAAUUUAGUUGUAAAGUACUUGGCUGUCUUGUUCAACAUCCUGAACUCAAUCCUUAGUAUCCAAACAGGCAGGAAUUUCUCAGGAAUUUAGAUUUUUUUCUUUUAGGAUCUAAUAAUGACUAGGUAACUGGCUUGAAAGCUGACUUCCCAUUCAAGGUCCUUCUCUGCAGGAUGGAAAUGGCAUGUGCUUGCUUCCUUCCCCUUUACCUGUUACUGGUUCUUAAGACUCCAGUCAAACAAUAUUCUUUCUCACUCAGAUUCAGCUUCUGGAAAUGGGUCCUAUGCAGGAAACCCAAAUGACACCCUUGUAGUGUAACAAAGACUUCUGAAGUUACCAUUGAUGAGUAUCCAGAAUUAAACUCUUACUUAAAUACUAUUUAAGGAUGGCAAUGAAGUGAUAAUAAUGUUCGUCUUAUUUUCCAAGUAAAUGCUAUAUCUUUCUAACAAAACCCUUAAAGGUCAUUGAAGGCUCCCUUGCUACCACUCCUCUCUGUAUCUGUAUCUGAUAAAUAAGUGUUAAACAAACAUUACAAAGUGUCAUGUUCUGAAAUGCCAGCCCUAUAGGAAUUAUUGGCAAAUUCAGUUAUCUUUAAUAGUCUACCAAAAUUUUUAUUUUUCUCUUCAAUUUUACUUAAAAACUCAAGAUGUUUUCCUUUUCCAUAGAUAUUUUUAUAAUCCACAUUAUUACUUCUAAUCAUGUUAUUGACAUGUCUUUUUAGAAUUUUAAAAAAAUCAUGUGCAGAUAAUUCUCUGCUUCAUCUCUCAUUUACAGACAGAAAUGACAUGUCUUCACAUGUCCCUGUGUGUAGUUCACAGACCACACAAGCCAUCUUAGUGCAUGAUCUGAGUGGAAGAAAGGGAGUUUAGCCCAUCAAUAGAGCCUGGACCAAUGGACCAAUGAUUGUCUCCCAGGGAUUGCCAACCACUCACAGGGUCAUGGAAACCAUCUUUCUGGGACUGAGGCAAUUGGUGCAUCUGAGUUCCAGGACCAACCUUUCUGCCAUGGAGAUCAUAAUUCAUGUCUCUGGGGUGUCCCUAAGUUCUACCAUCUCACAGUGCCCUUUAGCAAGAUGUCAGUCACCAACCUAACAUGAGUCAUUGAAGACCUCAUCCUCUGUGUUCUAAGAUCUUGCCUCUCCUGCUUUGAUCUGUCUCCUUAUCUUUCCAGUCCUUGAAAUGAUCUCAACAUCCUCUCUGGAAUUCUACUCCAUUGACUGUAAGACCCUCUAAAUGGGUAUCCAUCUCCCCGCCAUCCUCACACUUUCUCCCAAACAAUACUCUCUUAUAUUUAACCAUUGGCUUGAAGUCUACAGGCAGUUAAAGCCCAGCCUGUCUAAAACUUAGCCCCAGAUCCUACCAUGGGACAGUCUUCCUCUAAUUAAAAUCAGAAAAAAAUGUCCCAUAUCUUGUGCACGGCAAUGUCUUUCCUUCAGUUCUCAGACCGAGCGACCCCUUUACGGUGUUCUUGACCCCACUGUCCACCUCUAGUCCCUCAGCAGUGACAGUGCGGCUCUGCUUUCUAAAGGGCGAAGAGUCCAGUCAGUCUUCAUCUUUAGCUGCUGCAGUCUGAGCCUGCACUUUCACCCCCACCCUUCUCUCUGCGGUUUCCCACCUGGCCCUUACUUGCUCACGUUCACCUUCAACAUCUCUCAGGCCCCAGACAGUGGUACCACUGCACUGACCCUCUCAAUAGGGUUAGAGUCUGGUGAAAACUUCACCCUUCGUGGUGAGAUCUUGGGCCCUCAGAGAUCUAGGUUCAAUCUCUGCUCCAAUUCUAUCUUCUUCUCUAGCUACCUUGUCUCGGUGGUGGAUCUACAGCAAAGCAAGUGCUUCCCAGCACAAGACUUCUCCCCAGCUGUGAUUUAGGCCUGCAACUCUCCUUUCCCAGUGCCUCUUCAUCUAUUUCCUUCUCUCUGAUAAGACCAUUCAAAGGCUUCUCACUAAAGACCUUUUCUCUCCAUACCCCCAGAGCACACCUUCCCAGUUCCCCUUUACCCGCUCAUGAGUUUGCUUAGCCCACAUAGUAUUUAUCGGUAUGUAUCAGCUCCCAGUACAUCAUAGUUAACUCUUAUUUUGGAAGUUUUAUUUAAUUACUAAUUUAUUUGUUUGUUUUUGUGGUGUGAUGUAAGCAUCAUGAAGGGAACAGAAUAUUUAUUAACAGUAUAAUCCUACAAUCUCAAACACUGGUUGGGUGUGUGGUUAUGACCAAAUACAUAUUUGUUGAAUGAGUAAAUGAUUAACCUGGAAAGAGAAAUAAAUGAUGCAACCAGAAAUGUUUUACAAAAUGCAAUAUAUAGAUACUAUUUGUAACCAGUCAGUCACUAUCCAAUAAAAGGUUAAUGCCCAGUGCUAAA